This is a messenger RNA of Cryptomeria japonica (Japanese cedar), 2011 nucleotides long. Its product is annotated as DNA repair protein recA homolog 1, chloroplastic. The transcript has 13 exons. Gene Ontology annotation, biological process: DNA repair. Bases 305 to 1627 code for a protein of 440 amino acids. The record is from RefSeq and is a predicted model, not a curated record. Gene Ontology annotation, molecular function: ATP hydrolysis activity; ATP-dependent DNA damage sensor activity; ATP binding. NCBI's taxonomy places the organism in Eukaryota, Viridiplantae, Streptophyta, Pinopsida, Cupressales, Cupressaceae.
AAAAAAUUUACUGACAGAAAAUGCUCGUAUCUUCGUUCUCCGACCCGACUAAAACAGAAGAUGAUCAUAUUUAGUCUCUUUUCCAUCUCCGAUUCUUUGCAUUCGUAUUUAUGCAGCCAUUUACUCAUUCCAUCUCUGCUACCUCACAUUGCAAGCCUUUAGCCUAAUGUGAGUACCUUCAACGCAACAUAAACAAAAGUAACAAGUGUAAACCAUCUGAAAAUCCAUGUGUUACUAAGAAUCAAAAUUUACAGAUGACCCUUUGCUGAAAAUCUCUAUUUUAUUUUGUGUAUACUCCAGCACCAUGAGUACAACUUUGGGACAUCCAUGUGGGCCUGGAAUAAAAUAUUGUUCUUUUUCUCCUUUCUUAACAUCCACCUGCAAGCCAACUUCAAUAUUUGCAGUACCUUGUUUAGUAGGGCAGAAAUAUUUUUGUUCAAGGCUUCGCAAAUGCGUAAUCACGGCAAAGUCUUACAGCAACAAUGGAGCUUUUUCGAGUAAUGGAGUUUCUGAUAGGCAAAAGGCUUUAGAGGCAGCAAUGAAUGAUAUAAAUAGCUCUUUUGGCAAGGGAAGUGUUACAAGAUUGGGAAGUGCAGGUGGAGCUCUUGUGGAGACAUUUCCGAGUGGAUGCCUUACAUUGGAUCUCGCUUUGAGUGGCGGCCUACCUAAAGGGCGAGUUGUGGAGAUAUACGGUCCAGAGAGCAGUGGAAAGACUACAAUAGCUCUACAUGCAAUAGCUGAAGUACAGAAAUUAGGUGGCAAUGCCAUGCUGGUCGAUGCUGAGCAUGCGUUUGAUCCAUGCUAUUCAAAGGCAUUGGGGGUGGACAUUGAAAGUCUAAUUGUUUGCCAGCCAGACAGUGGAGAGAUGGCUUUAGAAAGUAAAUCUCAUUCCAUCGUCCAUGCUAUAAAAACUGCUGAUCGAAUGUGCAGAUCAGGAGCUGUAGAUCUUAUUUGCAUUGAUUCUGUUUCUGCUUUGACCCCUAGAGCUGAAAUUGAAGGUGAGAUAGGAAUGCAACAAAUAGGCCUACAAGCACGCCUUAUGAGCCAAGCACUGCGUAAAAUGUCAGGGAAUGCUGCUAAAGCUGGCUGUACUCUCAUAUUUCUUAAUCAAAUUCGGUACAAGAUUGGUGUUUUCUACGGGAGUCCUGAAGUUACUAGUGGGGGAAUAGCUUUGAAAUUCUUUGCAUCCGUCCGUUUAGAGAUUCGAUCAACUGGCAAAAUAAAGUCUCCGAAAGGAGAUGAAGAUAUUGGGAUUAAAGCACGUGUAAGAGUGCAGAAAAGCAAGGUUUCAAGGCCCUAUAAACAAGCAGAGUUCGAUAUCAUCUUUGGUGAAGGUGUACAUCAGCUGGGUUGCAUUUUGGAUUGUUCAGAGAUGCUAGACAUCGUUUCUAAAAAGGGUUCUUGGUACAAUUAUGGGGAUUUAAGGUUAGCCCAGGGGCGAGAGAAAGCAUUGCAGUAUCUUCGGGAUAAUCCUCUUGUCUGUGAUGAGAUAGAAAAGGCGGUACGUGUGCGAAUGAUGGAAGAGUUGUCUAGUGGAAAAGACACACUCCAUGGAAUAAACUCAUCUUUACUUGAUGGAUAUGAGCAAAGUAGUGACGAAGAUAACAAAUUUACUGAAGCAAUAUAACUGUAACAUAUGCAUGCACUUAUAUUAAUCAAGAUCAUUCUUAUGUUCAGAGUGCACUUUGAAAAGAUCAUCUCAAUGAUUUAAUCAUUUUUAUGGUGAGUUUGCAUUUGGAAUAUCAUAUGACGCGCUAAAAUUAAUUAUAUAUUUAUUGUAGAGAUUAUACUUCUCUAAUCCAUGAGCAGUGAUUACAUGAAAGGGCAGUGUCACAAGCAUAAUUUGGAGCUACAGUAAUAUGCAAGGGCCAUGCACAUGUAAUGCUGAGAGGGAUGGGACUGAUUUUUCAAUAUUUUUAAGAUCGUAUUCUACCAAAGCACCAUCAAAAAAUACAUAUAUGAUAAAUUUUAAUGAAUUAUUUUGUUAUACAAUUCACAAAUUCGAUUUUUA